Molecule: messenger RNA, 495 nt
Organism: Monosiga brevicollis MX1
Lineage: Eukaryota; Choanoflagellata; Craspedida; Salpingoecidae
Exons: 2
Coding region: 1-495 (164 amino acids)
Source: RefSeq, a predicted model, not a curated record
AUGCCUUGGCGACACUCCCUCUUUUUGCUCACUUUUGCAAUGGCAUGCUCGGACUGCACUGCUGUCACAGUUGAGGCUGAGAGAGACCAGCUGCAGGUGCAAGUGGCACGACUAGAGCAACAGCAAAAACAACAAACCCGCAUGACCAGCAGCACGCGAGGCCUGCAACGCACGCUUCUGACCCCGCCCUCUCGCGCUGCCCUGUCACACAACAGCCUCUUCACGCAAGAUGCAGACGGCACACGCGUUCUGAGCGCCUCCGUGGCCAUGCACGACCCCCAGACCCUGCUCCGUCGCAAUCAACAGCUGAUGAAUGAAAACUUGCAAUUACGCGACGAGGUGGUUCGUCUACGCGAGGAAAAUAAGGACCUGCUGCUCUUUGCCAAGGUAUGCCCGCGGCUUCAUUCAUGGGUGGUCGGCAGGUUGGGCCGACUAUGCCUUGCCUUGCUUUUGCUCUGCGCGUUGAUGAUCCUUCUUGUUUGCAAACCUCAAUGA